Messenger RNA from Indicator indicator, 996 nucleotides. RefSeq names its product melanocortin 4 receptor (gene MC4R). The record is from RefSeq and is a predicted model, not a curated record. The coding region runs from base 1 to 996 and encodes 331 amino acids. Gene Ontology annotation, cellular component: membrane. Gene Ontology annotation, molecular function: melanocyte-stimulating hormone receptor activity. Gene Ontology annotation, biological process: G protein-coupled receptor signaling pathway. NCBI's taxonomy places the organism in Eukaryota, Metazoa, Chordata, Aves, Piciformes, Indicatoridae. The transcript has a single exon.
AUGAAUUUCACCCAGCACCGUGGGACACUCCAGCCUCUCCAUUUCUGGAACCACAGCUAUGGACUGCAUGGAGGUGCCAGUGAGCCCAGUGCAAAGGGCCACUCCUCAGGAGGCUGCUAUGAGCAACUCUUUGUAUCCCCUGAAGUGUUUGUGACUUUGGGAAUCAUCAGCUUGCUGGAGAACAUCUUGGUCAUUGUGGCAAUAGCCAAGAACAAGAAUCUCCAUUCACCCAUGUACUUCUUCAUCUGUAGCUUGGCAGUGGCUGAUAUGCUAGUGAGUGUAUCUAAUGGAUCAGAAACAAUUGUCAUCACGCUGCUAAACAAUACAGACACAGAUGCACAGAGCUUUACCAUAAACAUUGACAAUGUCAUUGACUCAGUGAUUUGCAGUUCCUUGCUUGCAUCAAUUUGCAGUCUGCUCUCAAUAGCAGUGGACAGGUAUUUUACUAUCUUUUACGCCCUCCAGUACCAUAAUAUCAUGACGGUGAAGCGUGUAGGGGUCAUCAUCACAUGCAUUUGGGCUGCUUGCACAGUCUCAGGCAUUUUGUUCAUCAUUUACUCUGACAGUAGUGUUGUCAUCAUCUGUCUCAUUAGCAUGUUCUUCACUAUGCUCAUUCUCAUGGCAUCCCUCUAUGUCCAUAUGUUUAUGAUGGCACGGAUGCACAUCAAAAAGAUUGCUGUUCUUCCUGGGACUGGCCCUAUUCGCCAAGGGGCCAACAUGAAAGGGGCCAUCACUCUCACCAUUUUGAUUGGAGUUUUUGUUGUGUGCUGGGCUCCGUUUUUCCUGCAUCUGAUUUUCUACAUCUCCUGCCCCUACAACCCUUACUGCGUGUGCUUCAUGUCCCACUUUAAUUUCUACCUCAUCCUCAUCAUGUGCAAUUCCAUCAUCGAUCCACUUAUCUAUGCAUUCCGGAGUCAGGAGCUCAGGAAAACAUUCAAGGAGAUUAUCUGCUGCUGCAGCCUGCGAGGGCUUUGUGAUCUGCCUGGUAAAUAUUAA